Molecule: messenger RNA, 1165 nt
Organism: Sorex fumeus (smoky shrew)
Lineage: Eukaryota; Metazoa; Chordata; Mammalia; Eulipotyphla; Soricidae
Gene: RPUSD3
Product: RNA pseudouridine synthase D3
Exons: 9
Coding region: 31-999 (322 amino acids)
Biological process (GO): pseudouridine synthesis
Molecular function (GO): pseudouridine synthase activity; RNA binding
Source: RefSeq, a predicted model, not a curated record
GGCGCGCACGCGCAGUGUCCCGGCCCGGCCAUGCGGGGCGGCGGGGUCUGGGGUCGUGCGUGGGCUGAGCUGCGGGGGUCCCGCGCCGGGGGCGUGCUCGCCGCGCGCGGGCACGGGCCGGGGGCCGAGGGGGGCCAGCGCCCAGGGACCCCGAGUCGCGAGGCGCUGGUGGACGUGCUGCGGGCCGCCGUGCUGGACCGCAUAGGACCUCUCGUGACACUCAACAAGCCCGCUGGUCUGCCGGUGACAGGGAAGCCGGAGGAGCCGUCACUGCUCUCGGUGCUGCCAGAGCUGAGUCGGACCCUGGGGCUUGGCGGGCUGGAGCUGCAGGUGGUCCGAGCGGCCGAGAGGGAGACCUCCGGGCUUGUCCUCCUCUCCAGCUGUCCCCAGACCACAAGCCGACUCCAGAAGUUCUUCGCUGACUCCCGGAGAGCCCAGAGGCCUACGGCCACCUACUGGGCAGUCACGGAUGGGGUCCCAGCCUCCGCCGAGGGGAGGGUCCAGGUGGCCCUAAAGCUGGAGCACGUGGAUGGGCUCAAAGUCGCCGUCCCCGUGAAGGCCGCGUCCCGCAGGGCCAUCCAGGAGGGCGCCAGGAGGACCCUGAGCCACUUCCGUGUGCUGGACACAGGCUCCGGCUGCGCCCUGGUCCAGCUGCGGCCACUGACAGCCUUCCCAGGCCAGCUGCAGGUGCACAUGCUGCUCCAGCUCUGCCCAGUCCUGGGGGACCACACGUACUGUGCCCGCGUGGGCUCUGUCCUGGGCCAGCGCUUCCUGCUGUCCGCCGAGAGCACCAAGCCCCGACCACAGGUCCUGGACGCCGCCCUGCUGUCACGCCUCCAUCUGUCACCCGCCCAGGCCGCCCAGCUGCCUCUGCACCUGCACCUCCGCUGCCUCCACUUACCCGGUGCUAGGCCCCGGGACGCCCCCUUGGAACUCCAGGCCCCGCUGCCCCCUCACUUCUCCAGGACCCUCCAGGACCUGGGGCUCCGCCAGCAGUAGGCGCGGUCUGCCGUGUCCCAGGAAGCGGGGGUGGGGACUCCGGGGGUCAGGCCUCACCGUGGCUGGAGACGGGGAAUCGGACCGCACUGCGCCAGCCUCAGUGUAUCCCCGGCAGCGCCAGGACCGAGCCGGAGCACGGUGCGACAGGAAACCAGCCGUGGCCCCG